Molecule: messenger RNA, 570 nt
Organism: Anolis sagrei ordinatus
Lineage: Eukaryota; Metazoa; Chordata; Lepidosauria; Squamata; Anolidae
Source: RefSeq, a predicted model, not a curated record
AUGACGCCUCGCCAUAGGAAAGAAUCUUCCAACACUCCUCUUUCUAGUCCACUCACAAGCGGAGGGUCAGACAGCAGGUCUACAAGUUUUUUCAUGGCCCUGAAUUCAGCUGUUGAAAAUAUGGAGCAAAGAACUCAGCAACUGGUUGACAAAAUUAAUGAGGAUCGGAAGAAAGAUCACGAGUUCAUGAAUACGUUCAGAGAAAAUCUUUUGCUAAAGGUUUCAAGCUUGGCAGAAAAGUUGGAAGAAAGGGCGUUUUAUGUUUAUGACCAUAAUAGCAAGCUAAUUCAGGACAAACUCCAAGAGUUUUCUGAAAUUAUGGAGAGGAUCAGGCAGAUUGAGACCGAGCUUAGACAAGUCUGUAACACUGUUGAAAUAUUGUAUAAAGACCUGUGCGGUCAACCUGAACUGUGAUAACAUACAGAAAAAAAAGAAAGAUACAAAAAACAAAAACAUUUGAACCCAUGUGUUAUUUGGGUUCAUGCAAUUUGUAAUGUAUGUUUAUUUAGAAUGGAAAUAAAUAUUCAGAACUAUUUGAAAUUAAAUAAAUAUUUCUAAUGUUGACUAUAA